Molecule: messenger RNA, 5076 nt
Organism: Haplochromis burtoni (Burton's mouthbrooder)
Lineage: Eukaryota; Metazoa; Chordata; Actinopteri; Cichliformes; Cichlidae
Product: protein FAM171B
Exons: 8
Coding region: 2096-3730 (544 amino acids)
Source: RefSeq, a predicted model, not a curated record
CCGGCUGCGGGACACCCUCUGCAUGCCGAUGAUGGGAACUUUUCAAACCAGGAUCCCAGGAAACAAGAGCCCUUUCAACUCCAACAGCAAGCGCUGGAGCCCAGGCCAGGUCGGUGUAACGUCGAUUUAAAGUUUACACUCUGUCCUCAGUUAAAUGUUUGAGGAGCAAAUGAACUGCAUUACAUCCUGAGAACAUAAUCGGUGUUUUUAACAGUUCUUUUUAUAUAUUCAUGCUUCAUCUUUCUUCCCCAAAAGGCUGCAAGUACCAUAUUAUAGACUAAGAAACCUUUAUUGAGCUGGCUUAGACCAUCUGUAUGAGGAUUUUCUCACAAAUCUGCAGAUUUGCUCAUGAGCAAUAAGUGAUGUUGGAUCUUCCUGCUGCCAACUCAUGAGUAAGGUGUCUCCAUCUGUCUCCUUUUAGUGCAUCGCCACCACCAGGCACAAAUUUGAUCAUUUCGUGUGCACAUUAUUUACAACAUUAUGACAGUAUUAACAUGUUAAAGUGUUCUGGGAUUUGGCCAAAAAGCAUGUCAAACACAUGCUUGGAAUACAGCUCAGACAGCUCUCGAUAUCAGCUCAGUCUAGAUUAUAAUUCCAUGCAAAUCAUCUGCUGGCGCUACAGCAGGCUCAUUCUUCUUUUUAACUUCUUCAAUUUGUCUCCAGCUGAGCUGUUUUAAUUCACGACAUUUAAGGGAGAAUCUCAUUCGGAAGCUCGUCUGUUCUUCUCCCUCGCUCGCAGACACGCUUGAGCUUUUCGUGACAGACUUUCUGCUUCCAGAGGAGCUGAAAGAGGGAUUUGUGACCUCGCUCUUAUCAACUGAUUUCAUGACUUAUUCAUGCUGAUGUAGGAGUGCAUUACCAUCACAUGAUCCCCCGGUCUGUGUUGUUGACUACAACACUUGGAAAUGUACCCAAGCAUGCUGUCGUCUCUGGCCAUCCCUCCCCCCAUCUGCAGGCCUGCAGCUGAGUCCUGACAAAACCACGUCCUCUUAGCUUCCCUGUCCCUUCAGUUCCAAGUAAACUCCCAGGGGGAACAAAUGCCCACUUUCCACUUGAGUUAAAAACAAAACACCCCCCCCCACCCCCACAAAUACAGAUGGCCUCUUCACCCACACUGAGAUUAACGUCUUCAUUGUUGUUCCCUUCAGAACGAGCAGAUCGGCAGACUUAACGAUUUACUCAUUCGGCCUCGGGGAACAUUGUAAUUAUUUGACAAGCAUGACCAUUUUAGGACAUCAGCCCCUACUUCACUAACCAACCCCCAACCUCCAAUGUGAUUUUUUUUAAUGACUUAAACCUUUCUUCGGUUUGAUAUUGCUGACUUAUGCUUGUUGUACCCCACAUAUUAAAAAGGUUUAAUUGUGUUGUCGUCCAUCAGUGGAAUAUGUGGCCCAAUUCCAACACAUACAGACAAAUGUGGGGGAGGGUGGGGGGGGGGCACAAGAGAUAAGUCCCUGUGGGACCAUCUGUCUGGUCUGAAAACUGACCAGUCAACAUGUUUGCGUUCCUUCCUGUGGAUCUCUGAUCGUUGUUGUCAUGUCUGAUAAAAAGAAAAAGGUGAUAAUGUGGUGAUGCGUGUCAGCAUUUAGCCACAGACAGAGUUUUCAGUCAUUAUCGCCCACUUUAAUAUUUCACUUCAAAUCUGCACAUAUUUAUAAAGUAAAGCUUUGUGGAAUUCUUUAUUACUUUUCCGCGGAGGAUGAUAACACCAUUCCAGCCACAUUGUACACACAAUAUGGAAUCCAUUUCUCAUCUGCACUCACUGACCUCAGACGGCCCACUUCAUAAACCUGGUUGAGUUCGCCAAAUGGGGAGAUUAUAGUAAUCUGGCACGAAGCACCUCCACUACAGAUUUAGUGACCCCCUUCUGUUAUGCUUGGCCACUAAGGUGGAACACACAUGAAGCGGAGGCUGCCUCUCCCAACACAAGCCUCCUCGUGUCCAUCUGCACUGGUGUUCUACCUUCAGCUUGAAGGUCCAGGUGAAUGAUGUGCUGAGUCGUCAGUACCUGAGCCAGGCAGUGGUGGAGGUCUACGUCAACUACACCAAGACCAAAACAGCUCUUUCUGGGGAGGAUGGUGGGGUCUUGCUUCACAUGCCUUACCACACUGGGAUGCUUCUCACAGUUGUUGCCUGCCAUGACGGCUACAUUUGCACACUGCUGCCUUGUAAAACCGACAAAAUGCCAAUAUUUUCAUCAGUGACAUUAUCACUUCAGGGUGUGAAUCAAGGGAACAUCUGGCUUUUUGAGGAUUCUGUCCUGAUCACUGGGAGAACAUCUGAUGCUUCAUCCCAGCCUGUGGUCAGUUUUCCUAAAACCCUGCUGAACCUGACACACAGCAGUAAUAUCACCUCUGUUAAAGCCUUCCUGACCAUUCCCAGGCUGACGUCAGAGCAGGGGGGCUUCCUGGCCACUCGAGGCAUCAUGAGCAAUAAAUCUGGAUACGUCAGUGUGGAGUUAAGCCCGGUGGCAGCUGUCAGCGUGCAGCUUUUCUCAGGAGACACGGAGUUACAUGUGACUGGGCCUGUGCAGAUGAACCUCAACAUUCCCGACAGCUUUGGACUUCAGUCUUCGAGUGUUAUUCCAGCCUGGUUCUUUAACCAGACCACUGGGGCAUGGAUGAGAAAAGGAUUAGGAAAGGUGACAUCAGUAGAUGGAAGUCUUGUGUGGACUUUCACAGCUCCUCAUCUCGGCUACUGGAUCGCAGCACCUGUGUCAUCUAACAGAGGUUUCUUUGAACUUGCCAUUCCCAUUGACUUCAUCAUACGGCAUUCCUUUUUCCUGAUGGUUCUCUUUGGAGGGACACUCGUUAUUAUCAUCUCUCUUCUGGUUGGGUUAUGUUAUUGCAGGUGUUCCUCUGGUGAAACUAAAGCAGCAAAGAUCCUACCAGUGACAACAAAAGACCAAAAAACUUCAACAUGUGAUGAUGAUCUCUUUGAAGGGAAAGCUUCUCAUUCACAGGACCAGCAACCUGAAGAAAAGAGGGACAGUAGACACAAUGCUUCUUUCAUAGCCAACACCAGUGCUGUGGCCAUUAUGCUGGAGAAUGAUAUGAACACGGACCUGAACGAUUUGACGUGUUCACACAAGACUUCAGAACAAAGAGUUUCUGUAUCUCUGACAGAUAAUUUGUUUUUCUACAACCAGCCUGUUGCAAUUCUUCACACUCCAGCUUUCUUCCAUUUAGAGGAGCAACCAGAGCAGGCCCAGUGGAGCAAGUCAGCCACCCUGCCCCGUGCAGGGGCUUCAAAUGGUGCUGCCACAGAGCCUUUGAGUAAUGAAAACUUCACCCAGACACAGACAAAAGGUUCGCCUGAGACCCAGAACCAGGCAGCAGAAACUGAAGACAAGCUUGGAGCUUCAGGUGGCUCCCAGACAGCAACCUCCACCAACACAUCCAGGCUCCCAGAGUCAGUGUCAGUGCCCGGGACGUUACAUAAAAUCUUGGACAGCAGGCACUCUGUGCACGGACAAUCCAAUAUCUCCUCACUUCAGCCUCCUCGGGCCUGGUUUGUCUCACUGGAGGGCAAGCCUGCAGCUGAGAUCCAUUACGCUGUGUCAGAGCAACAGAGGAGACGGAGACCAGUCGAGAGUCGAGAGACCAGUUUAGACUCUGGGGUGGACAUGAGUGAACUGAACCAGACGUCUGGCAGGAGGGCGGUAACGCUGGAGCGAAACGCUACUUUUGUCAAAAGCGCAUCGAGCAGUAAACAUAAGUCUGCACAGUGACUCAUCUCUAACAGCCUUAUUACCCAUAUCGCUCCAAGUUUGUUAAUGAACAGCAUCACGUUUGUAUCACAGGGGAAUUAUGUAUGUUAUUCAUGAGAUUCAGUGCAUUUCUGCCAUAAGACCUCAUAAUGUCUGCAUUUCAGCUACUGUACAUCUAGAAGAGUCCACAUUUCACAACAGAGCGUAUGGACUUGGUGAUCGUUCGCUGUGGAUGUAACAAUACAUGUGCUUUUAACAGCUUCUAACAUGUGUAUGCACUCAAAGACUAAUGUAUAAUAUUAUAGUAAGAUGUUGUAUAUUCAUUUAUUUUGUGUUACAUAUUUCUGUUUUCAUGUAAAUUGCUAAUGUGAUAUAAAAUACCGGAACCUGGUGAUGUUUAAAAGAUUUUGUUUGUUUAUCAGAGGGAAAAUCAGAGGGAGAAGUCAUGUAAAUCCACAUGUUUGUUUCUGUGUUAAUGCAGGAAAAAUACAUGCAUCCAUUUUUUUCUACUUAUUCAAGUCACAGUGGGAGGUGGGGUAAACCCGGGACAGGUCACUAAUCAGUCUCAGCACUAACACGGAGACAGACAAACAUUGACACUCUCAGCCUGUUCAGGAUCACCAGUGGACCAAACCCCAUGCAGGUGUUUGGACUGUGGGAGGAACCCAUGUACCAAAAAGACAAGCCAGAGCUCUCACAGACAGGCUCCAGGCUGGAUUCAGUCUUGUUGCUGGGAAGCAACAGUGCUAGCUAACACCUCGAUAAUAGCCAGUACUGUCACAACCUGGCAACUUUGAGCCAUGACAAAAGGUGAACAUUCCUUUAGGGUAUGCAUGUGUGUGGAGAUGUGAGUGUUGUAAAUACAGUGAAUUACAAAUAGCAAUAGAAAAACAAGUGGAACACAGGGUGUGAGGGCAAACAGGUCCAUGUGAAGCAGGAAGGAAGAAGAAAGGGCCAAUACAGAGCCCAGAUAUUGCCUUUUGGCUCAAGCCACUAAAGCCCUGAAACACACGAAGGAAAGGUUUAAAGUAAGGGUGGUCAUAAUAUGUUCGAUUUAAAAUUACAGACCUGAAAACAGCUAAACUGCUAAAACAGAAACAGAAAAACAAGUUUGUCGGUUAAAACAUUUUGCCUUUGCCUUUCAUCACUCUCUUUAUUCUAAAAAUGCUGAAUUAUAGAUAUAAUUGAGAACAUAUACAUUCAGAAUUUUGAGCCAAUUGUUAGAAACCAUCACUGGCUGACAUCCCAAGGAGCCAGACUUUCGUGUUAUUUUUCCUUUUUUUUUUGGACAUUGGCUGCGUUUUCACUCAUUUUCAAUCCAGUCUCAUACUAAGAUAAAAAAUAAGGUCCUGAGAUGCAUCUGCCCU